AUGGGCACCGCCAGGCCAUACUGCCCAAGACUCACCAUGAUGAACGCAACCAAUCAAAAUUUCAUACCGGAUCAGACGUCACCCGGGUUACUAAGGUCUGCGCCUACCGUCACACAUCAGGGCGGAGGUGAAAAGUAUGUGACUGAUGUAUUAAGCGAUAGUGUAUUGAACAAUAGGAUAUUAAACAACAGGAUUCGAACUAGGAACAACAUCACCAUUGGCACAUGGAAUGUAUGGACACUGAGAGAAACAGGUAAGCUGGAACAACUCACCUAUGAGAUGAACAGAUACCGAUGGACGAUUGUGGGACUGUGUGAAGUACGUUGGAAGAACUUCAGGGAAACAUCUACCAGAGAGGGACACAAAUUGUAUUUCAGUGGAAGUGAUCAAAAGCAUGAGCAUGGUGUUGGAUUUCUUGUCCACAAGGACAGUGUAAACACUGUCAUGGGGUGUAGACCUAUGUCCAAGCGGCUCAUCAUCAUCCGCCUGAGAGCAACACCAUUUAACAUCACCAUCAUACAGGCAUAUGCACCAACUUCCGAUUAUAACAAUGAAAUGGUGGAAGACUUCUACGACCAACUGCAAGAAGUCAUAGACCAAAUCCCAAAGAAAGACAUCAUCAUCGUACAAGGGGACUGGAAUGCCAAAGUAGGGAAUGAUGCUCACAAAAACUGGAAAGAAACAUGCGGGAAGUACUGUAAUGCUGAAUCAAACGAAAGAGGUUUGACUUUGCUGGAAUUUGCCAGCUACAACGAUCUCAUGCUGACUAACACAUUUGGCAAACACAAAGCAUCUAGAAGAUGGACAUGGCACCAUCCAAAUGGACAAAGUCAUAGCCAGACAGACUAUAUCAUGACUAAGAGGCGCCUCUGCUCAAGUGUUAACAUCGCCAAAACUCGAACUUUUCCAGGAGCUGAUGUCGGAAGUGACCACGACCUUGUUCUAAUGACCUUCCGCCUCGAUCUAAAAAAGGCCAGUAAACCGGGCCAGGUAAGGAUCAAGUUUGACCUUGACAAGCUGAAAGAUCCAGAAGUGGCAAAAGCCUUUCAAGCAAUGAUAGGUAGUAAAUUUGCCCCACUGACCGCCAGAGACGCUCACACAGACAAUGACAUGUAUAUACUGAUUGAAACCUUCAACACAGCAGUGACAGAAUCAGCCAGUGAGAUACUCGGCAAACACCGACCAAUAACAAAGCCCUGGGUCACAUCAGAUAUCCUUGAUCUAUGUGACAAAAGGAGAGAGCUGAAGAAAAAAAACAAGAUUCGGAAAGGGCAAAGCAGUACAAGGCUAUCAACCAGGAAAUCAAGAAAAGCAUGA
This is a messenger RNA of Anneissia japonica, 1317 nucleotides long. RefSeq names its product craniofacial development protein 2-like. The record is from RefSeq and is a predicted model, not a curated record. Gene Ontology annotation, cellular component: nucleus. Lineage: Eukaryota; Metazoa; Echinodermata; Crinoidea; Comatulida; Comatulidae. Gene Ontology annotation, biological process: chromatin remodeling. The transcript has a single exon. Gene Ontology annotation, molecular function: catalytic activity. The coding region runs from base 1 to 1317 and encodes 438 amino acids.